Molecule: messenger RNA, 1737 nt
Organism: Triticum aestivum (bread wheat)
Lineage: Eukaryota; Viridiplantae; Streptophyta; Magnoliopsida; Poales; Poaceae
Product: cation transporter HKT8
Exons: 3
Coding region: 32-1582 (516 amino acids)
Biological process (GO): monoatomic cation transport; transmembrane transport
Cellular component (GO): plasma membrane
Molecular function (GO): monoatomic cation transmembrane transporter activity
Source: RefSeq, a predicted model, not a curated record
CCAAGAAGUCUCUACACAACUUACAGUAGAAAUGGGUUCUUUGCAUGUCUCCUCGAGUGCCACUCAACAUAGCAAGCUUGAGAGGGCUUACCAACUCCUGGUUUUCCAUGUGCACCCGUUCUGGCUCCAGCUCUUGUACUUUGUAUCCAUCUCCUUCUUCGGUUUGGUGAUCCUCAAAGCCCUCCCCAUGAAGACCAGCACGGUCCCGAGGCCCAUGGAUUUGGACCUGAUCUUCACGUCGGUCUCGGCGACCACGGUGUCGAGCAUGGUGGCCGUGGAGAUGGAGUCCUUCUCCAACCCCCAGCUCCUACUCCUGACCCUCCUCAUGCUCCUCGGCGGCGAGGUGUUCACGAGCAUGCUUGGCCUGCACUUCACCUACGUCAAGUCCAAGAAGAAAGAAGCACAAGCACCCCACGACCAUGACGAUGGUGACAAAGGCAAACCAGCACCAUCAUCUAGCCUAGAGCUCGCUGUUACCACCGGCAUGGAUGACGUCGAUCGUGUGGAGCAAGGGUUUAAGGACCAGCCCCGUUACGAUCGCGCCUUCCUCACCAGGUUGCUUCUGUUCAUAGUGCUGGGCUAUCACGUGGUGGUGCACCUCGCCGGCUACUCCUUGAUGCUGGUCUACCUGAGCGUGGUCUCCGGCGCGAGGGCUGUGCUCACCGGCAAGGGGAUCAGCCUGCACACCUUCUCCGUCUUCACCGUCGUCUCGACGUUCGCCAACUGCGGCUUCGUCCCGAACAACGAAGGGAUGAUCGCCUUCCGGUCCUUCCCGGGCCUCCUGCUCCUAGUCAUGCCGCACGUCCUCCUCGGCAACACACUCUUCCCCGUCUUCCUCAGGCUGGCCAUCUGGGCUCUCCGGAGAGUCACCAGGAGGCCCGAGCUCGGUGAGCUGAGGAGCAUCGGCUACGACCACCUGCUGACGAGCCGGCACACGUGGUUCUUGGCUUUCACCGUGGCGGCGUUCGUGCUAGCGCAGCUGUCGCUCUUCUGCGCCAUGGAGUGGGGCUCCAACGGGCUGCGCGGGCUCACCGCCGUGCAGAAGCUCGUUGCGGGACUGUUCAUGUCGGUCAACUCCAGGCACACCGGUGAGAUGGUGGUGGACCUUUCCACCGUGUCGUCGGCCCUCGUGGUGCUCUAUGUGGUCAUGAUGUACCUACCACCUUACACUACAUUUCUACCAGUGGAAGACGACAGUGACCAACAAGUGGGAGCAGAUCAGCGCGACCAGAAAAGGAUAACAAGCAUGUGGCGGAAGCUGCUCAUGUCGCCGCUCUCGUGCUUGGCCAUCUUCAUCGCCGUGGUGUGCAUCACGGAGCGGCGGCAGAUCUCCGAUGACCCCCUCAACUUCAACGUCCUCAACAUCACCGUCGAGGUUAUCAGUGCGUACGGAAACGUGGGGUUCAGCACCGGGUACAGCUGUGGCCGGCAGGUGACGCCCGACGGCGGCUGCAGGGACACGUGGGUUGGCUUCUCUGGGAAGUGGAGUUGGCAAGGGAAGCUGGCUCUCAUUGCUGUCAUGUUCUACGGCAGGCUCAAGAAGUUCAGCAUGCAUGGUGGCGAGGCAUGGAGGAUAGUAUAACCUAGUAGCAGACUGCAUAUUUCUCAAUGAUCUCUCUUCAGACAGAGACUAGCUACAUCUCGCUCUAGCCUAAAACCAUCUGAACAUAUUUCCAUUAUGCCGAGUACCUCAAUCACUGCAUGCAUAUCAAUAUAAUGAAACAAAAGUCAUCCAAA